This is a messenger RNA of Effrenium voratum, 546 nucleotides long. Lineage: Eukaryota; Dinophyceae; Suessiales; Symbiodiniaceae. The record is from the annotation of a GenBank genome assembly.
AUGGCCAUGGCGUUCUCAAAGUGGGCCAGGAUUUGCGAGCCCAUCUCCAGGCUUUGCAAGGCCAUCGGACGCAUCUACAAGGAUGCGCCGACGCUUUGCCUCAUAGCCACCUCUACGAUUGCGCUGGUGGUUCUGCUGGUGGCGCUCUUCAGCAGUUGCGUGGCGCGGCUCAUGGGCGCCCGCGGCGCCCUGACCGUGGACCUCAUCCUCUUCUGGCUCUUCGCACGGUUGGUGGCUCGGGUGCUGAUGUUUCCAGGCUCGCUGAAGCUCUUCCAAAGGAGCACGGAGGCCAAUUACAGGAUCGAGAUCGCGCGGCACUACAUGCUCUGCGUGCGCCAGCUGUGGCACUUCCUGCGUCACGCGGGCCGCGUGGCAGAGGUCACCCUGCGCGGCGUCACUCUGGAGGGCCUGGAGAAGUCCUGCACAGCGAUCUCCACUUUGGCCAGCUCCCUGCGCACCCAGCAGCAGCACGAGGCGCGACUGAGCAAAGAGCAGACCCAGGCGAGGACUUGGAACGCUGGCUGCCGACGGUCCAGGUGCGGCUGA